Aspergillus pseudotamarii is the source of this 1774-nucleotide messenger RNA. Its product is annotated as Low affinity iron permease-domain-containing protein. Lineage: Eukaryota; Fungi; Ascomycota; Eurotiomycetes; Eurotiales; Aspergillaceae. Bases 217 to 1689 code for a protein of 490 amino acids. The record is from RefSeq and is a predicted model, not a curated record. The transcript has a single exon. Gene Ontology annotation, biological process: transmembrane transport.
GAUGGGGUAAUGGAACAUAUUGUUCGUUGUAGGUUGAUGGUUGGUCUUGGGAUACUUACCAGUGCUGAUCUGUUCAGUUGGAUAGAUUCAUCGUCUGUCGCUUUGUUCGUUGCUUCCUCGGUGUUCUCUUCGUCGCAUUGAAAGCAAAAGACCGGGAAAACAAGAAAGAGAAAAAGAUAGAAAGAAAAGAAAACUCCGAAAACCACCACAGUCCAGAUGGAUCGCUUCAUGGAACUCCUGCGCAAACCAGGCGCGAAGCCUGAGAUCCAGGGCGUCGCCCCGACGCAACAUGUGAUUGGGAAAGAGGCCCUUAACCACUCAGAUGUUCAGGGCUAUAUACCCAAAAGCAAGCCCAGGUUGCUCGACCGCUGGCUUGACUUUAUCGUCCGAGUCUCUGGCUCCGAGCCCGUCUUCUUCCUGAUCCUCGCGGGCCUCCUCACCUGGGCUCUCCUCGGGAUCAAGUACGGCUCGACCGAUAGCUGGCAGGUCCUGAUCUCCGACAUCCAGGCCAUCGUCAGCUACAUAUUCGACUCCUUCCUCGUGAGACAGCAGCUGAACGCAUACGAAGAGGAGAUGACAGUAGCCGCUGAGCUGGAGUCCCGGAUCCUCAGCCACAAACGGAUGCUCGAGAAGCUGCAUCAAAAGCUCAAUGCAGAAGACGAAGAGAAAACCACCCACCUGGUCCAUCUAGUCAAGGAGCGCCAGAACGCCCUCGAGGUUGGCACAGAACUCCCCCUGGAGACCCGGUUCGGACGGACCAUCACCUGGUUCUCGCAUGUCAUCGGCCACCUGGGCACCAUCACGCUCUUCUGGGGGGGUGUCUUCACCUGGAUCGGCCUCGGCCAUCGCUCCCACUACAGCGACCAAUGGCAACUCUACAUGAACUCGGCCUCGUCCGCGCUCAUGGUCUUCCUCUUCGCCUUCCUCGCCAACAUCCGCGAACGCCACGCAGCCUACACCCGCCGCUGCGUCGACGCAAUCUUCCAGGUCGAUUCCUCCCUCGAAGCCCAGCUCCGCCAACUAACCGACGACUCCCUCCCCAACGACCUCGUCAUCAUCCCCGCACCACGGGUCAGCAAAAUCCAACGCGCCAUCUUCUACUACGCGGACUUCGUCGGCACCCUCGUCGGCAUCGGUAUCCUGGUGGCAGUCAUCAUCAUCUGGCUCGCCAUCGGCCCCCUCCUGCACUUCGAUUCCAACUGGUGGCUCCUCAUCGGCACCUAUGCCGGCCUCAUCGGAAUGAACGACGGCUUCGUGCUCCGCAACAUGCAAGCCCGUCUGCGCUGCUACGUUGACGACCAAUUCGCCCGCGGCAUCACCGCGCAAGACGCAAGCCUUUUCACGACCGCUGGAAUUCCCACGCCCUGCGACGAGGACGUCGUCGGUGGUGACUCGCUGACGCAGCGCGUGUCGGAGACGAUGGGGCGCGUGUGCGCGCAUGAAAUCACGGUCGUGUUGGGGGUGGUGACGAUCUUAGGGUUGGUUGCGGGCGCUAGUGCCCUGCGAUGGACCAUGACGGGUCAGUUGUUGUGUAAUGUACCGCCCAGCUUGAUCGAGUCGUUUUUCAUGAUUGUGUUGGUGACGGGGCACAAUUCGGCCGACGAUCGGCAACGGGUGGAUCUGAAAAAUACGUAUGCGAGGCGGUUGCAGUUGCUGGGUUAUGUGAAUGCGGUCCAGUCGAUUUGGUGAGUUGGGGCUCCGCUGGAAGGGGUCGGGAUAGGGGGGGGAUUAGAUAGUUAAGAGAUAGUUCGUUAGUUAGGGGGGUUGGAUUUGG